AGGAAGGGGGAACAGAGGAAGACAUGGGGUCCAAAGAGAAGAAGAGCAAGGACGGGGGGAAGAAGAAGAAGAAGUCGUCGGAGGAGGCCGAGGAAGACGACCUGGUCCAGGAGGAAGAAGCAGAGGAAGAGGAGGACAAGAAGAAGAAGAAAAAGGACAAGAAGAAGAAGAAGGGCUCGGAGAGUGACGAGGAGAAGAAAGGAAAGAAAGGCAAGAAGUCCAAGGCCAAGCAGGUGGAUUACGCUGAGAUCUACCAGGAGGAGCUUCUGAAUUUUCACACAGAGGAUUCAGAGGGGUAUGAGGAUGAAUACUUCAAGAAGAAAGUAUAUGAGGUAGUGACAGUAACAGGUGACGUGAAAGGAGCGGGGACCGACGCCAAUGUUUUCGUCACCUUAUACGGACAAUUUGGAGUCACCCCGAAAGUUCACCUGGCCAGCAAGAGCAGAACAGCUUUCGAAAAGAACAAAACUGACGUUUUCCGAAUUAAAACUCACAACGUCGGGCCAAUAAAGAAACUCAGGAUUGAACACGACAACACAGGAAUGAGUGCCAGUUGGUUCCUGGAUCGUGUCAUCGUGACAGACAUGUCCAGGCCUCACCUCAGAUACUUCUUCGCCUGUAACAGCUGGCUUAGCAGGGAGGAGGGCGACGGGCUCACGGUCAGAUACCUGCUGGGCAGCCUCAACCCCAUGGACAUCCCUAAACAAAAUAAGUACAUAGCCAGUGUUUUCACAAUGGAUGCCAAAGGCAGUGGAACGGAUGCAGAUGUUUACUUGACCAUCUUCGGAGAGCACGGAGAUACCGGGGAGAGGAAGCUUGUGAGUGAGGGGAAAGAUAAUUUUGAGAGGGGGAAUGAGGACAAGUUCACCAUCGAGGCCCCAAACCUGGGACGACUUAGAAAAAUCACCAUCGGACACAACAAUAAGGGCUCCUCCGCUGGGUGGGGCUGCGAUAAGGUGGUAAUAGAUGACAUGGGGAAUAAGGAGGUGUAUGAGUUUCCUGUUAAUGCCUGGUUUGACAUCUCAGAAGGUGAUGGCAAAAUACAGAGGGAUGUAGUAGUUGGAGCCACACAACCGAUGGCGAUCGUGUACAACGUCCAGGUGAUGACGGGCGAUAUUCGGGGUGCAGGCACUAACUCAAAGAUCCACCUGGUGAUGCACGGCUACAAAGGCAUCAAAAACAGCGGGAAGAUAUUUCUGGAAGGUGGGACGUUUGAGCGCGCUCAGAUCGACAUCUUUAACGUGGAGAUCCUCUCUCUGCUGAGCCCCCUGAGCAGAGUCACCAUCGGGCACGACAACGCUGGCAUCAGCUGUGGCUGGUACUGUGAGAAGGUGACAGUGUACUGUCCGUUUACGGGGAUUGAGCAGGUGUUCCCGUGUGGCCGCUGGUUGGAUGAAGAUGAAGGAGAUGGUUUAGUGGAGAGGGAGCUGUAUGAGAUGGUCUCACUGCGCCAGCGCAAACAGAAGAAGUUACCGUGGUCUCUGUGGAUCUGGACGUCUGAUAUCAAAGGGGCGGGUACGGACGCCCAGGUGUUCCUGCAGGUGUACGGAGAGAAAGGCAAGAGUGACGAGUUGAAGCUGGAGAGCAAAUCAGACAGCUUCGAGCAGGCCCAGUGCGACAAGUUCAUGAUUGAAAUGUCUGAUAUUGGGAAGAUAAGGAAGUUGAGGAUCUGGCAUGAGAAAAGAAAUCCCUUCUCUGGCUGGCAUCUGGGCAGGGUCACAUUAAUGAAGACCUUGAACAGGGAGAAGUAUAACUUUGCUUGCAAUCGCUGGCUGGACAUCAACGAGGAUGACAAUGAAAUCAUCAGAGAACUGCCAGCUACUGGCGUCCAUGUGCCAGAGCCACUGCCACUGCUGAAGUAUCGAGUGACGGUCUGCACGGGGAAUGUCAGUGGCAGUGGGACAGACGCCAGCGUGUAUUUAAACAUAAUCGGGGACCUGGGGGACACAGGAGAGAGGCUCCUGUUCAUGAGCAAGAACAAUGUCAACAAGUUCGAAAAAGGCAACGCAGAUGAGUUCCUGAUAGAAGCCGUAAGUCUGGGUACGAUCAGGAGGGUUCGGAUUGGUCAUGACGGGCGGGGCGGAGGCUGUGGUUGGUUCCUGGAUAAGGUGAUGGUCAGAGAGGAAGGUCAGCCUGAGGCAUCCUCUGUGGAGUUCCCAUGUUACAGGUGGUUGGAUCGGAAUGAAGAUGAUGGUCAGAUUGUGAGAGAAUUGGUGGCCACUGCAGAUGGCCAGCGCUUGUUUAAUGUUAGUUAUCACAUCGCGAUAAAGACGGGCAGCAUUAACGGGGCGAGCUCAGAUUCGAAGGUGUUUGUGAAGCUGUAUGGGGAGAAAGGAGACACCGAUAAGAGGCUGCUGGUCGUCUCUGAUAACGACCUGGGCAACUAUUUUGAAACUGCACAGACCGACAUCUUCACCAUGGAAACGUUUGACAUCGGCAAGGUAAACCGCCUGCUGAUUGGCCACACUAACGAGGGCCUGCAUGCUGGCUGGUUCCUGGACAGCGUGCAGAUCUGGGUUCCAGUGCAUGGGGUGCAGUACAUGUUCCCCAGCCACCGCUGGCUCUGCAAAGACGAAGCUGACGGCAAAGUGGAGAUCGAGAUUUACCCCAGCGAGACACUCGAGAUAGAGAAAUUGAUUAACUACGAGGUGACGGCCGUGACGGGUGAUGUGUUUGCGGGAGGAACCAACGCUAAUGUCUUCCUGCAGAUCUAUGGCGAAGAGGGCAAGACUGAGGUCAUUCAGCUGAAGAGCCGCUCCAACAACUUCGAGAGGGGAACCACCGAGAUCUUUCGGAUUGAGGCUUUGGAUGUGGGGCGGGUCUAUAAGAUCCGGAUUGGCCAUGAUGGAUCAGGCAUGGGCGCCGGCUGGUUCCUGGAGACCAUAUACGUGAAACGACUCGUCAUGGCAAUGGUGAAACCAGAGAAAAAAGAGGAGGAUAAGAAGGACAAGAAAAAGAAAAAGAAGAAGAAGGAGGAAGAGGAUGAGCCGGGGGAGCUGAAGGAGGUGGUCAGAACAUAUCACUGUCCAUGUAACCGCUGGCUUGCCCGGGAUGAGGAGGAUGGAGAGAUUGUAGUGGAGCUGAAGGCUGAAGAUUAUGAAGACCUGGAGGAGAACACAUAUGAAGUUCAUGUGUUUACGGGCACUAUGUGGGGUGCCGGUACAGACGCAGGCGUCUACAUCAACAUCUACGGGGAGAUGGGGGACACAGGAGAGAGAAAACUCCGCAAGUCCAACCACCUCAACAAGUUUGAACGUGGACAGGAGGAUGUCUUCUCCAUCACAGCGAUGGAUCUGGGGCUGCUGAAGAAGCUGAGGAUUCGGCAUGACAACAAACAAGCCAAUGCAGCGUGGUUCCUGGACCGGGUGGAGAUCGUGGACUCCAAAGAUGAAACAACGUAUUUUUUCCCCUGCCAGCGAUGGCUAGCGGUUGAUGAAGAUGACGGCCAGCUGGCGCGAGAGCUAGUUCCAGUGGACGAAGCUUUCAUGAAGAGAGAGGAGGAGGAUGAGGAUGGUGAAGUAUCUUCAUCUCCAGCACAGCUCGGACUCGAGCAGAAAGCUAUGUCCACCACGUACACUCUGAGAAUCAAGACCGGGGAGAAGAAGUACGCUGGAACUGAUGCCAAUGUUUAUGCUGUUUUAUAUGGGACGAACGAUGAUACAGGUAUUAUUAAUCUGAAGGCCUCUAAGAACCAUAAGAAUAAGUUUGAGUUGGGGAUGAUCGAUGAAUUCACGAUAGAGGCUGUGGACCUCGGAAGACUCAAAAGAAUCCGCAUCGGACACGACAACGCCGGUGGUUCUCCAGGCUGGUUUCUGGACUGGGUAGUGAUCGAUGCUCCAUCUCUGGGGCAGCGUCUGCACUUCCCAUGUGGCCGCUGGCUGGACAAAGGAGAGGACGAUGGAGCCAUUGUUAGAGACCUGUACCCUAACGAGCUGCAGACAGAGCUAUACACACCCUAUGUUCCAUAUGAGAUUAAGAUCUUCACCAGUGAUAUCUUUGCGGCGGGGACGGACGCUGAUGUUUUUAUUGUCCUCUACGGCCAGAACGGGGUGUGUACAUCUCAGAAAUCUCUCUGUGUCAACAAGAGAGAAAGACGCAUGUACUUUGAGCGCGGAGCGGAGGAUAUGUUCAUUGUAGAGCUGGAAGAUAUAGGUGACAUAAUCGAAAAGAUCCGGAUUGGUCAUGAUAACCGUGGUGUGAACGGGGGUUGGCACCUCGACAGGGUGGAGAUCAGGAGACUGCUGAGAAAAGGAAAGGGUUCAGAGACCGCCAUAUUUCCAUGUGAUCGUUGGUUAGCGCGCUCAGAGGAUGAUGGGGAGACGAUUCGAGAACUGGUUCCCUCUGAUAUCAUCAUCGAGAAGCUGUCCAGAGACGGAACCCUCAAAGUCAUCGAGACCGAAGUGGACGACGCACUGGAGACCCAUACAUACUCUGUUGCUGUAACUACGGGCGACGUGUACGGGGCAGGCACUGAUGCAAAUGUCUUCAUCACCAUAUACGGAGACAUGGGGGACACAGGGGAGCGCAAACUCAGCAAGUCCGAGAACAACAGGAACAAGUUCGAGAGAGGAGCGGUGGACACGUUCAGCAUUGAAGCGGUGGACCUGGGUCAGGUGUUUAAGAUCCGCAUCCGCCAUGACAACAGCAUGCUGAGCGCAGACUGGUACCUGGACCAGGUGGAGAUCAUUGACACGGAUACGGAUGAGGUGUUUCUCUUCCAGUGUGAGCGCUGGCUCUCCCGCAAGAGAGAAGACAAGCGCAUCGACAGAGUCUUCUACGUCAAGGGUUUUGAGGGAGAAAGAGAAACUGCGUUCUGUCCUAUAAAGAAAGUGACAAACCUGGACAGCAACAUGAACAAGAAGAAUAAGAAAAAAGAUGCAGAGGAGGAAGAAGAAGAGGGUUCAGUUAUUCCAUAUCACCUGUCGCUGGUGACGGGUUCAGACCGGGACGCAGGGACCUGUAGUCGUGCUUAUGUCAUCAUUAAGGGAACUAAACAGAAGGAGACAGAGCGUCUGUGGCUAGACCUGGAAGGGAAGAGUGGCUUCCUGCCUGGAGCGCUGGAUUACUUCACCUGCUAUGGGACAGAUGUUGGGGAGAUCAAAAACAUGGAGCUGGGUCAUGAUGGCGCUACCCCUGAAAGCUGCUGGUUGGUGGAGGAAAUCUCAGUUGCCGUGCCAACCAAAGGCAUGAUGUACGUGUUCCCAUGCAAGUGCUGGCUGGCCAAAGACAGGGGGGAUGGACUCACCGCCCGAAUCUUCAACGUGUUGGAUGCAGAGGUUGUUAGCAUAUCACGCAAGGUGAUUUACGAGGUAACCGUGGUAACAGGGGAUGUCCAGGAUGCCGGAACAGACUCUCAGAUCUACAUCACAGUGUUUGGAACCUACGGCACAUCAGAAGAGAUCCUACUGCCUAAAUUAGAGGACAGGUUUGAGCGAGGGCAGAUUGACACUUUCAAUGUGGAAAUAGAGGACAUCGCUCCACUCAGGAAAAUGAGAGUCCGCAUUGACGGCACUGGAAGUAGACCUGACUGGUUCCUGGAUAAGAUUAUUCUGCAUAACCUGGAAACGGAUGAUGAGGCCGCGUUCACGUAUGAGGAGUGGCUGUCCCGGACGUACGGAUCCAAGCACACACUCGUGUGUGAGAUGCCUGCAGUAAUCGAUGAAGAAGAAAUGGUGGAACUCACCAUUUACACCAUCUCAGUCAAAACCAGUGAUGCUGCAGGGGCGGGAACAGAUGCUAACGUGUGGAUGAUUAUUUUCGGAGAGAACGGAGACACUGGAACUCUUGCUCUGAAAGAGAGCAGCAACACCAACAAGUUUGAGCGCAAGCAGACUGACACGUUCCGCUUCGCGGAUAUUCUCAGCCUCGGAGAGCUCUCCAAAAUACGGGUGUGGCAUGACAACACAGGUCCUGCUCCCGGAUGGCAUCUGGAGUACGUGGAUGUGCAUGAUGACAUCAUGGGGAAGAAGUUCAGGUUCCAGUGUGACCGCUGGCUGGCCAAGAACGAGGACGACGGCCAGAUCAUGAGGGAGGUUGCCUGUGCCAACAAUGACGUGCUGGACUUUGAUGAGAAAACCAAGUACGAGGUGAUCACGACGACUGCGGACACGGACGAUGCAGAGACCAAAGAGAACGCCUGGAUCAUUCUGGAGGGAAAGAAAGGAAGGUCCAAAGAGUUGGUGAUGGAGAACUCCACCAAGAAGAAACGAUUCCUACGUGGUGCCAGAGACAGGUUUGAGUUUUCCUCUAAGAACCUGGGAGACAUUGCCAGCAUCUGCCUGGGCCACAGCCCCAAAGAUGGCAAGAAGAACAAGACGGAAGCCUUCUGGAGAGUGGAAGAGGUCGUCGUCACGGAGAGGGAGCUUGGCAACAAAUACAUCUUCCAGUGCAACUCCCUCAUCCCUCUCUCCUCCAAACGAGACGACUUCCAGACCUUCGAAUGCACCAAGUUCAUUGAGAGUUUCGCCAGUAAGGCGCGUAGCCUGGUGCCCGUCAAGUACGAAAUCAUCGUCAUCACGGGUGACGAGAAGGGCGCAGGGACGGACGCCAACGUCUUCAUCACUAUCUUCGGCUCCAAUGGCGACUCGGGCCGCCGCCAGCUUCGCCAGAAGUUUCGCAACCUGUUCGAGCGCGGUCGGACAGACCGCUUCAUUCUAGAGCUGCUGGACUUGGGGGACCUGUUCCGGAUCUGUGUGGAGCACGACAGCUCUGGAAUCAGCCCCGGCUGGCUGUUGAGCCGAAUCGAGGUGACCAACACGGCCAAUGGAGUGACCACCAUCUUCCGGUGUGGAAAGUGGCUGGAUAUGAACAGAGCAGAUGGGAGGACCAAGAGGGUCAUUUACCCCAAAUACUGAAGAACAAACUCUUCAAGAAGUGACAACACAAACAAUUUUCAUAUUAUCAGGGUUCUCAGCACUCUCAAAACAUGGGUGUUAAAAACAGCACAUCAGCUAGAUUUACUGCGCAAAAGCGCUCAGCUGAUUUAUCAACAUGUGCA
Colossoma macropomum (tambaqui) is the source of this 6997-nucleotide messenger RNA. It is a transcript of the gene loxhd1a, whose product is annotated as lipoxygenase homology domains 1a. Bases 24 to 6854 code for a protein of 2276 amino acids. Gene Ontology annotation, molecular function: protein binding. The record is from RefSeq and is a predicted model, not a curated record. NCBI's taxonomy places the organism in Eukaryota, Metazoa, Chordata, Actinopteri, Characiformes, Serrasalmidae. The transcript is spliced from 42 exons.